This is a messenger RNA of Sclerotinia trifoliorum, 351 nucleotides long. NCBI's taxonomy places the organism in Eukaryota, Fungi, Ascomycota, Leotiomycetes, Helotiales, Sclerotiniaceae. The record is from the annotation of a GenBank genome assembly.
AUGGCGAUCAAUGUAUCAGGUCAAUUUUACAAGGUAACCGUCAUAGAGCCGAAUAUAGACCUCCGAAGAUAUAAUGUGGUAUGGGGUGAACUGAAAGAACGAGGGAUCACUAAAUCGGAUCUAAAGCUCACCCUGAUCGAAGUAAUGCUGGUCAUUCAUCCACCAAGCGCAGCUCACAAUACCUCUGACGAUUCCCUUCACUUUGUUCCAGUAGGAAACCUUUAUAAUGAUUGCAGCGACGACAUGAAACUGGCGGGAACUGUAAUCUGUAAGAGCUUCAAUCGACCAACUCGACCUGGCGCCCCCGGCCAAUGCGCCCCUGGAAACUCUGGAAAUGACGAUCAUAUAUGA